Pisolithus orientalis is the source of this 1629-nucleotide messenger RNA. RefSeq lists its product as uncharacterized. Bases 1 to 1629 code for a protein of 542 amino acids. Gene Ontology annotation, biological process: spliceosomal tri-snRNP complex assembly; mRNA splicing, via spliceosome. Gene Ontology annotation, cellular component: precatalytic spliceosome; U4/U6 x U5 tri-snRNP complex; U4 snRNP. NCBI's taxonomy places the organism in Eukaryota, Fungi, Basidiomycota, Agaricomycetes, Boletales, Pisolithaceae. The record is from RefSeq and is a predicted model, not a curated record. The transcript is spliced from 10 exons.
AUGGGUGACCUCGCGGAUGAGCUCCUCGCUGACAUCGAAGGUCUCUCCGACGGUGGGGAGGAUGGAAACCAAGAUAAUAAGGAAAAUACAGGGAGAACUUCAGGCUCGGCUCUGAACGCACUGAAACGCAAGGCGGAAGACGAUAUGUCAGAGUUGGAGGAGGAUGUGGACGAAGCAGGUGCGGACGGCGCCGGUGCUAUAGAAGGAUUCGUCCUCGAAGGUGGCGUUAGACCUGCGGAAGAAUUGGAUGCCGAGGAUGUGCAACAAAUGGACUUAGGGGGUAUAGACAACGUGAGCUCAAUAGCAAAGCUGGAGGGCAGCAAGCGCAUGGCAGAUAUCUUAAAGGAAAUAGAGAAAUUCCAGGCGAACCCCAGUUCAGCAGACGCCAUAUCACUACCAGCUCAUCUCAAUCCUGAAUACAACCUCAUCGUUCAAGCGAACAACUUGUCCGUGGACGUCGAUAAUGAGAUUCUUGUUGUGCAUAAAUUUAUCCGCGAUCACUAUGCGCCAAAAUUCCCGGAGUUGGAGCAACUAAUUCCAGACCCCACGCAGCAUAUACGUGCUGUGCGCAUUCUCGCAAAUAAUGAGGAAUUAUUGCGACUGCAGGACCCGACAAAAGUUGAUCUCUCUGGAGUGCUACCACCUGCCGUUAUUAUGAGUGUCCUCAUAACGGCUACCACCAGCUCCGGCCAACCGCUUACCGAAGCUCAAUGGAUAGCUGUGGAGAAAGCAUGCGACCUGGCAGACCGGCUGGAGGAUGUGCGCAAAAGGAUAUUUAUGUACGUCAGCUCAAGAAUGAAUGUUCUAGCUCCGAAUCUUUCAGCUAUUGUUGGUACAACCACAGCAGCGAAGUUGCUCGGUGUUGCAGGUGGUCUUAAUGCCCUAGCCAAAAUGCCGUCAUGCAAUGUCCACCUACUUGGUGCUCAGAAAAAACUAGCGCUUGGGUUCUCGACUGCGACACAACGUCGGCAUACCGGUUUCGUCUUCCAGUCUGAGUUAAUUCAGCAAACGCCGCCCGAGUACCAACUCAAGGUACAACGAACAGUUGGAGCUAAAUGCGUACUCGCGGCCCGCAUGGACCUUGAGAGAACUCGCAGAGACGGUUCGUACGGUCAAGAGUUACGGGAAAAGAUCGAAAGGCACAUCGACCGAUUAGCGGCGCCGCCACCUGCCAAAAUUACCAAGGCCCUUCCUGUCCCCAAUGACGGGCCCAAGAAGCGCAGAGGAGGAAGACGCGCUCGGAAAGCUAAGGAAGCGUACGCACAGACAGAACUUCGGAAACUCCAAAACCGUAUGGUGUUUGGACAACCCGAAGAGGAGGUUGGCGCUUUUGACCAAACGAAGGGACUUGGCAUGAUCGGUGUAGGUUCCGGGAAAGUGCGGGCCGGCAUGGGAGAGGCGAAGAGUCGUGCGAAACUGUCCAAAGCGAACAAGCUUCGCACAGCGAUGCUUGCGCGCGCAGCCCAAAGCAGUGCUUCUUCUACAUCGGGAACGGCAACGUCCUUGACGGUUACCCCUGUGCAGGGAUUCGAGCUUAAUCGCGCGGCAGCUGCUCAGCGUGUUAAGGAAGCAAAUGAUCGCUGGUUUGCAGGUGGCACUUUCUCUUUCGUGGGGCAGAAGGGGGAAUAA